UAACUUCUUCUCCGUCGACGAAUCGAAGAGAGAGAGAGAUUGAGAGAUUAUGACGGACAAUAUCUUCGAAGGUCUACCUCCUCCGUCUUCUCAACACCAUCAAAACAUUCCGAAUCCUCCAAAUCCAGACGAGUCGAAACAUGAAAGUCCCUCUCCAGCUCCAACUCUUGUUCUCAAAAGCUCCCUGAAGCGAUCUAAACCGGUAGAAUCAGCACCCGAUGUCUCUGCUCCUCCUGUUCUCAAGAGCGCACUAAAGCGGUCAAAACCAGCAGAAUCUACGCCGGAACCAGAACCGGAAGUUCCUAAAAGACGUCUACAGUUUAAGACAUCGACGGAUGCAUCAGAGGAGCAAGUGAUAGAAGCGAUGCAGAAGAUAACUUCUCACAUCAAGAACCCUUCUAAAUUCUCCAAAGCUUCAAAGCUUGCGAUACGUCUGAUUCAAGCUGGAAGUGUGAAGCCUGAUACUACCAGUUACUUCAUUGCGAUGCUUGAAGCUGCCAUGUCAUCGAAAACUCCUUGUACUGAUCGGUUGGUUAGAGCAGAUUAUCAUGCAUUGUUCUCAUCAGCUCAGGAUGUGGCCGAGUGCCUUGAUAAAAGCCAGAAGAAUCUGUUGACCAUAUGGACGAUUAAAGCAGUUGUGGCUAAUGAUCUCUUUACUGAUGACAGCUUUAUGUUUUCCAAGACUGCUACUCAAAUAAAGGAGGCUAUAUCUGAUCUUCCUGUAGCAACUGAGGAAGAUGACGCGGAAGAAGCAGCUGCUCUUGAACAAGAGGCUGUGAAGGAGAGUGGAGAUGGGGAGACAACACAGGACGUGGAUGAAGCUGCUUCACCUGGAGAUCAAGAAGGUGUUGAGUCAGAUCCCUUUGGGCUGGAUGCAUUGAUUCCUAAUUGUGGGAAGAAAAAUGGUAAAACAAAGAUGACUAAAGAAGAUACAGAUGCCUUGGAGAAUAAGAAAUUUCUUAGGUCAAAAAGAGAAGCUUUGAUUACAUGUCUGGAGAUCGCUGCUCGCCGUUACAAAGUUCCAUGGUGCCAGACAGUUAUAGACAUAUUAGUGAAACAUGCGUUUGAGAACGUGUCAAGGUUUACAUCACAGCAGAGACAAGCAGUGGAGAAACUAUGGGCUUCUGUUAGAGAACAACAUCUCCGUAGGAAGCAAGGCAAGUCAGUGACGGGAAAACUUGAUGUUACUGCUUUCGAAAGUCUUCAGGACAAAUACGCCAACGAGAAAAUGAGCAUCCGGAAAUCGGUUGGAGCCAACGGUGAACGCCGUGCACAGCAAUGGCUUGGUUAAUAAAACAUUCAUCAAAACCAAAAGUGUAAUUUGUAUGAUUUUCAACACUAAGACAGGAAGUAGAAAGCAAAUAGAGAAAAUAUUUGCUCUGUUUCUUCUGAUUGUGUCUUGAUACGAAAAGUUUUCAUCCUUGUUC
Messenger RNA from Eruca vesicaria subsp. sativa (arugula), 1427 nucleotides. The record is from the annotation of a GenBank genome assembly. NCBI's taxonomy places the organism in Eukaryota, Viridiplantae, Streptophyta, Magnoliopsida, Brassicales, Brassicaceae.